This is a messenger RNA of Pocillopora damicornis (cauliflower coral), 3230 nucleotides long. RefSeq lists its product as uncharacterized. NCBI's taxonomy places the organism in Eukaryota, Metazoa, Cnidaria, Anthozoa, Scleractinia, Pocilloporidae. The record is from RefSeq and is a predicted model, not a curated record.
CCUUUUCCAAUUCUCAUAGCUUAAGAGAGGAGGCAAGUGUUGGCGGAUCAUCCAAACCUAUACAUGUACUAAAAUGUGCCGAUUAUUUGAAUUGGAAUAAGUGUACGAUUCGUGCGAAUUUUUAUACACAGAAACGUACACAAUUGCCUGAUAGGUCUGGAUUUUCUGUGGCACUUAAGCUGCUGAGCAUGAACUUUCUCUCGCAGAAAAACAAACUACAACUAAAACAUUCCUGAGUUUCGAUCAGCUUUUAAUAUUUAACAAUAGAGUCAAACCUAAUGACUUUCCAUUUGUUCAUGGGUGGUAGGAGGUCCAACUUAAACCGCACACACUGAAUGGCUACACAUCCAAUGAUCUGAGGUUCGAUUCCUCAUAGGGACUCAGAAUUUGUUUUCCUUGUUCCACACUCGUGACAAGACGAAAAAAAAUCUUUCUCUACAUACUGAUAUGUUUUGAGAUAUUAAUUAUUUAGGCAACAGACCACACUUUCUAUCGCCUUACCGACGAAAUAACCCGCUUGGGUCAUUAUUGGGUCACGAAUCCAGUGUGCUGGACAGAGACCUCAAAACACUUUGAUCGGUGGUGAGCCAGUAUUCACUCGGCAGAGGAAGAAAAUUAGAUUAACAGACGAACCUGGAGAAACUCAAGAGCCGUCGUCUUCGACGGACUCAAGCUGAAUAGAUGAUCUCACUGGACAUUAUCGGUAACGACAGACACCUGCCUGGACUGGACUGAACUGAACUGAAUCCGCUUGGGAUGUUGGGAGAACAUGUGGGUUUUCCUCUCGAUAAACCGACAGGAAGUGUGGUCUGUUGCUUUAAUAAAACAAACUUAAGGAAAACAUUAUAUGUUUAAAUAUUCUAUGGGUUUACCGAUGCAAUAAACGGUAGGUUUCAUACCAAUCACUGGGUGCUCGUGGUCUCAGUUAUUUUGUAGAAUCUUGCAAUAAGGUACUAGUUAUCAACAGUGUGGUUUUAUAUCCCUUGGCUUGAAAGAUUAUUUCUUGUUUCAGCACUACUUUAAUGAAAUUUUCUGGAAAAUAUACACCGAAUAAGUAAGGCAUACUUUCAUGACCGAAAUAAUGAACAUUAGGGUCUGGUGAAUCAUGCAGAGGGAAUCUCAAUAAGAGAAGAAUUGACGCUCCUUCGUUUUUGUGAGAGUCCCUUAUUUCCAAAUAAAAGAAGGCAUUGUCACCUUGAACUCGAAAUCUAAACAAGGCAUCUUGUAAUGAUAUUCUCCGUGCUACACAUUUUCCUUUGCAACGUGUCAUCCACUUACUCGUGAUCAAAAGAAACAGUGGAAUGUUCAGAAAGCGGCGCCCCUUCCCUUCCCCCGUAUGGGGCGAGACCGUAGCGUUCAGUAGUAGGGCCUAUCUUGAGUCAAAUCCUGACUUAAUUCUACGAUCACCUCUUGGCUGCCAAUAAACGAAAAGAAGCUGCUCAUGGGAGUUGCAAUUCAUCUGGUCUGGAGGAAGUAUCUUAGACGAUCGUAGAUUUAAGUGUAAGAUCGCAAAGCUGCUCUUUUGAAUUUUGAGAGUUUUACGAUAGUAAUGCAAAGGAUUGACGACUGUACUCAUCAAAAAAUCAUGAGGAGCAGAUGAACGUCAAGUUUAUGUCCUGCUACUACAACAUAUGUGGUGGUGAUCUGAAGUAGGAAUUCUUUUCCAGAGCGACUCUGACGGAUAGUUCAGGAAACGUGGGGAUAAUUGAUGGCUCACUACAUGACAACAAAGGAAAGUUAUCCGGGAGAAACUGGUAAAUAGUACUUGCUCGGCGGCCAUCUUUGCCAGUGGCAUGGGAAACUUGUUUAUGAUUCUCCUCAAAUUUUGAUUGUUAUAGUUAGGAAUCGUGCUUAUAAAACGGGACACAGUUAGUUUGAGACUCCCUAACUUGUCAAGUAUAAAAAUUAGAAAAAUUUGCCGGUAAUAUGUGGAGAAACGUCGCUAAACUUUGCCGCCAGCCAAGUUUCCGUUAUGGUUUUUUCAGGCAGUAUAGCUCUAAAUCUCAGUUAGAGGUUGUGAUCCUGGAGAAGUUGAAGCUGCAGAGAUACAAGUGCUUUGAAAAAUCAAAAACACCACUUUUAGGCCUUGAACCGUUGAAGCCGAAUCACCACGACUUGGAUGCGAUCGACGUUCGUUUUAAACAACCGAACGUGUUGUACUUGAGAACUGAACUGCUACUUCAACGUCUUGAAUACUUAAAACCAUCAGGCUUGCUACCAAGACAGAAAAGAAAACUCAUUGAACGGUCUCCACCAGUUCUUGUUUUCACUGAAGACCACCAAAAUGAUAAGGUGAAUUAUCUUCGAGGAAUUAUUCGCACUCAAAAGGAAGGAGAAAUAGAGAAUGUCCACUUGUUGCAUCCUUGUUGGAGGAUGAUUUUAAUGCCAAAACGAGAACUCGAUAAUCGCUUGAAAUUUAUUACAGAAGAGCUUCGAAUGGCUAAAGAAUCGGCGUUGAAAAUGCUUUUGCAUUUACCUUGUUUUUUGCUUCAUGACACUAAAUCCUCUUCAGAGGCGUUUGUUGUCAUGCAUAAGUAUAAUCUUCCAAAGGGUUACAGCUUGGAUCAUCACACUGCUAAUAUCUACCCUCCCAUUUGUUCUACCGGCCUUGAUAUCAAUCCAAGGCUAUUCACCAGACAAUCUGAUGAAGAAAUAGCCAAAAAGUUUCCAAAAUUGUCUCUUGGAGAAUUGCUGGAUUAUUCCUAUCCAACUCAUCAUGGAAAAGGAAAAACAGAGGAUCUGACUAAGUUUCUUACUGAAGCUGAAUACAGAGAACAAAGACCAAAAUACAACAGGAUUAUUUAAAUAACUGAUUGUAACUUGUUAUGUUCAUUUAAGUCUGUUAAUUAACUCCUUAUCAGCCGUACACUUUGUUGAUUUAAAAUUAUGAACACUUAUCUAUUUACAAUGACAUCAAACUCCAGCUUUCAGAUGAGUUGUAUUUUGGAUAAUUAGUAACAAAGAUUUGGAAACACUCUUUAAAUUAAUGAUAGUGAUAUUCAGUAGAGGUAUUUCAAUGGAUUGUCAAAUCCACAGAAGUAAAGAGGAAACACUGUUGCCCACCACUGUUAAUGUCUCACUCAAUCUGUAGUGUAAUGGCUUGUGUAGCAUCAAAUCAUGACACAAAAUAAUGAUAAACAAUUGUGCAAGUUUGAAAGAAAGUAUUUCUGACCCAUUCAUGCACCUUUAGUUAUCUUUCUUAAUAAAAUGAACCACUUGUUCCAUUUGAA